Rhodotorula toruloides NP11 is the source of this 1074-nucleotide messenger RNA. Its product is annotated as zinc-binding alcohol. The transcript has 7 exons. Bases 1 to 1074 code for a protein of 357 amino acids. The record is from RefSeq and is a predicted model, not a curated record. Gene Ontology annotation, molecular function: alcohol dehydrogenase (NADP+) activity. Gene Ontology annotation, biological process: alcohol metabolic process. Lineage: Eukaryota; Fungi; Basidiomycota; Microbotryomycetes; Sporidiobolales; Sporidiobolaceae.
AUGUCGACCGCACCCGCGCAGUACACAGGCUACGCAGCCUUGACCGAGGAGAAGGGCAAGAAGCUCGAGUUGGAGAAGUGGAGUUACACUCCCAAGCAGUGGACCGAGGACGACGUCGACAUCAAGGUCGACUGCUGCGGUAUGUGCGGCAGCUGCAUCCACACCCUCACGAACGGCUGGCCUCAGCCGACCUCGUACCCGUGCAUUGCCGGCCACGAAGUCGUCGGCACGAUCGUGCGCGCCGGUUCUCGCACCUCUCACAAAGUCGGCACGCGCGUCGGCGUCGGUGCGCAAGGCGGAUCCUGCCUCGAAUGCGACUACUGCAAGCAGGGGUUGCAGCAGCACUGCGAGAAGGGACUCAUCAUGACGUACCAGGGUACUUGGGAGGACGGGUCCGUCGCCCAGGGUGGGUACGCGGACUUUAUGCGCUGCCGCGGAGCGCUGGCGGUUCCUAUCCCCGACGGACUCGAGUCUGAGACGACGGCCCCGCUCCUUUGCGCUGGUGUCACCGUCUAUGCGCCCUUGAAGCGCUUCAACGCUGGGCCCGGCAAGCGCGUCGGUGUCAUCGGCAUCGGCGGUCUCGGCCACCUCGCUCUCCAGAUCGCCAAGGCCAUGGGCGCCGAGGUCUACGCUCUCUCGCACUCUGCGUCCAAGAUGGACGACGCCGAGAAGCUUGGAUGCCCGCGCGAGAACUUCAUCGUCGCCAAGGACCAGGACGAGGUUCGCAAGAAGUACAACAAGCACUUUGACAUCCUCAUCCUCACCUCUUCGUCAAACGACAUCCCCCUCGAGGGUCUCUACCUCCCGCUCCUCCGCAACAUGGGCACCUUCGUCAUCUGCGGCUUGCCCGAGGAGAAGCUCCCGUCUAUGUACGGCCAGAUGCUCGUCUACAAGAGCAUCAACCUCGCCGGCAGCCUCAUUGGCGGAUCGAGCGAGAUCGCCGAGUUGUUCGACCUCGCGCUCAAGCACGACAUCAAGGCUUGGGUUGAGACGCGUCCUAUGAGCGAGGUGACUCAGACCGCCCACGACAUGCACGCCGGCAAGUCGCGCUACCGCUACGUCCUCAAGAACUAG